Molecule: messenger RNA, 938 nt
Organism: Prorocentrum cordatum
Lineage: Eukaryota; Dinophyceae; Prorocentrales; Prorocentraceae
Source: the annotation of a GenBank genome assembly
AAGCGAUGCUUGCUGGGAGCAGCGCCGCUUGUUGACGCCACUGCUUCUGCGUCAAAUAUUGCAGCUUUUUUGCGGAGAGGCAUCUGUCAUACUGAAGGUAAGACACUGAAAAUUUAAAGGAGUUCAUAAUUCCGAACGAGACAUUCCGAAUUCAAAAACAAACGCUGAUUUCUCCCUUCCCCCCCCGCGUCUUUCUUUCGCUUCUGCUCGCGUGGGCAGUAGUGCGAGCGCCGCCUACCCAGGUCGGUCUACGCGCGCGCGAGCCUCAUUUAAGGCGGGCACUGACGUCUACGAUCGGGUGGCGGAAUUCUGGGCGACAUUGUACCGCGUAAUGGACAAGCCCGGCGGCGCGCAGAACAUCGUGUUGGUGACCCACGGUUUGUUGAUGCGGAUAUUUUGCAUGUGCUACUUCCGCUGGACGACGCUCGAGUUCGAGCAGGUUUGGAACCCGUCGAACUGCGAGAUGUGGGUCCUCGAGAAGACCCCCGGCGGCCGUUAUCGCUUGGCUGGGCGCCUCGGCGACGAUGGCGCGCUGCUGCCCAUCAGGUUCGGGGCGAACCAGUCGGAGCGCCUUUACGAGCACAUGAAGGAGCCGCUGGCCUCCAGGACCGUGGUUCCCGGGACGGGGCAAGAGCUGGAGGACGAGAGGCUGCGGCACCUGCGGGUGGCUCGGGCGACGAGGGUUGCCUCACCCUACGUGCUGCACAACGUCGCCGAGGAGGUCGUGUGCGCUUCCGAGCAGGAGUGCGUCAUGCCCGGCGCCAGGCUCGCCGCCGAGCCAGAGGUAGGCGACGCCAGCGCCGGCGCGGUGGUGGUUAACAGCGGCCCAGACUGAAAGAAAAGCGCCGCGCCGCCGAAGCCCGCCGACCGCCGCAGACGGACGGCCGACGGCCGCCGAAGUCCGCGGGCCGACGGGCGCCGCCGACGGCCAACGGGCG